CCAUGCGUGCCUGGUAGAGUGUGGCGGGGCGGAGGGUAGAGCCGCAAUGAACCUGCGUGGCUUGUUCCAGGACUUCAACCCCAGCAAAUUUCUUAUUUAUGCCUGCUUGCUGCUUUUUUCUGUAUUGCUAUCUCUGCGUCUGGAUGAUAAAAUUCAAUGGAGUUACUGGGCUGUAUUUGCUCCAAUAUGGCUUUGGAAGCUAAUGGUGAUUGUCGGUGCCUCGGUUGGAACAGGAGUAUGGGCCCGAAACCCACAGUAUCGAGCAGAAGGAGAAACCUGUGUGGAGUUCAAGGCUAUGUUAAUAGCAGUAGGCAUCCACCUGCUGCUACUGAUGUUUGAAGUUCUGGUGUGUGAUAGGAUCGAACGAGGAACUCACUUCUGGCUUCUGGUCUUCAUGCCUUUAUUCUUUGUAUCUCCAGUGUCAGUUGCAGCUUGUGUGUGGGGAUUCCGACAUGACCGGUCUCUGGAGCUGGAAAUCUUGUGUUCAGUCAAUAUUCUACAGUUCAUAUUUAUUGCACUCAGACUGGACGAGAUCAUCAGAUGGCCUUGGCUUGUUGUUUGUGUUCCACUGUGGAUCUUGAUGUCCUUUCUGUGUCUGGUAGUGCUCUACUAUAUUGUAUGGUCUGUGCUGUUCCUGCGUUCUAUGGAUGUGAUUGCUGAGCAAAGGAGGACACACAUAACGAUGGCUGUCAGCUGGAUGACAAUUGUCGUUCCACUGCUCACGUUUGAGAUCUUACUAGUACACAGACUGGAUGGACACAAUUCUUUUUCUUUUAUACCCAUAUUUGUUCCUCUCUGGCUUUCACUGAUAACUCUAAUGGCAACAACAUUUGGACAAAAAGGAGGAAAUCACUGGUGGUUUGGAAUUCGCAAAGACUUCUGCCAGUUUCUGCUUGAAAUUUUCCCUUUCUUACGAGAAUAUGGAAAUAUUUCUUAUGAUCUUCAUCAUGAAGACAGUGAGGAAACUGAAGAAACACCCCUGCCUGAACCACCAAAAAUUGCACCAGCAAUGUUUCGAAAAAAGACUGGAGUGGUCAUUACACAGAGUCCAGGAAAAUACGUGAUUCCACCACCCAAAUUAAACAUUGAUAUGCCAGAUUGAGGUGACCGUAGCAUAUUAAAAUUGAACUGGGAAUCAGCAGACAAAUGUAUUUCAUCUCAUGCCAUGGCCUGAUUACUUUAAAAUAGGCAUUGCAGAAUCAGUGGCUUGGAUCACACAAACCAGAGAUCUUGAAGAUAAUCAGACAAUUUUUCCAGAUAUGUGGUGGUCUAAUAUGUGAACCUUCCUAAUGGGUUGGUUGCACACUUGACUGUAUAGUAUUUAUAUGAACGUUUUAGUAGUGUAAUAUAUUGUUUACAAGUCUUGUCCUGUACAGUGUAAGUAUUAUCUAAAAGUAUUUUUUUAAAAACCCUGUAUGAAAUGCCUAUGCUAUUCCAGGAGUCUUCUAGGUCCUAAAUAUACACUUGAUUUCCAUGUCUGUUUUAAAUGCCUUGGGAUGCCUUAGUAUAGUACCUCUUUUUCUGUUCAGCCACAAUCAUUGUCCUAAUCACAACAGCACAGAGGUGUUGCACUUCUCAGGCAGGACUGUAAAGCUUUUUGAGAGGGAAACAAUGCAUAGCAACCUAAGUGAUGUUUUUGAGUUAGCUGUGUAAAUUUUCAUCUAAGUAUUUCAACUUUCACCCUGCCUUGGCACUUAAGCAUUGCUUUGCUUGCUUUUCCAGUUUCAAGGUUUAAUUCCUUUUGAGCAGCAUGUACACCGUUCUGCUGUUGUACUGGCUGCUUAAGCUGUUCCCUCUUGCUCUCUGUGUGCAGUCUAUGCCAGAACCAUCAGCUGCAGGUUUGACAGCCUCUUGGUUAGCUGGUUUAAAUAUUCACAGAUUGCAUUGUGUUGGAAGGGACCCUCAAAGGUCAUCUUGUAUAACGUCCCUGCAGUGAGCAGGGACACCUAUUAACUAGAUCAGGCUGUCCAAAUUCAUAGCUUGGUCUUCAUUACCAACUUUGUGUUGGUGGAAAUGAUUAAAUUUGAUUUAAAGACAGGAGCUCAUUGGUGUCUCAAGAGCUUUUUCUCAUUUGAAGAAAGAUCACCUUUGACAGAUUGUCUUGGACUUCAGGUGCUUUAAAGGAACAUAAUCUUUGAAACCUAUACUCAAGUAGCUUAGAACAGGUGUCUGAUACCUCCACAUCCUUGCAGGGGCUCUUUGUGUUUAGGUGAACCCAUAGUUGAGGUUAAGACCAAGAAAGGUCCUUGCAAACUUGGACUAGGCAACUCCGUGCAAAAAAAGAGAGCCUUAUAUUCACUUGAGGAGAGCUCCAGCAGCCAUUGUGUCUGAAUAUGCCUCGGCUUUCUGAAGCAGCUCUGGGAGGUUGUUAAAGAUGUUAGAUUUAUUUUGUGGGGCAACAACAGAAAGUGUGUAGUGAUCCAUGAAGAACUGUUCAAGAGGAAGUACUGCCAAGGAGAGGAUGUCUGAGAACUUUUCAAUGUGAGAGUAUGAAAAACUUUGCACAGCACCUCUUCUGCACAGAUUCAUCAGAAAGCUCUGGGAUUUCCCAAAAUUUGGCUCAUGCAAUGCCUUGCUGUUGGAAGAAACAGCUUGGGAGGUAUGUUGGCUCCUCUACAUGGAAACUGAAAAUAGUCUAGUGGGCCAGAUUUCUGUCCCAGUGAAAUAAGCCUGUACUACACACGAGAUGAGCGUGGCACUAAAUGUUCUGACUGUUGUUUCUUGGCUCAUGCUGAGGAGUUUUUGAGGCUGCAUUUCCUAGCAGAAAUGCUGAUAAAAUACAUGUUAGUGAUUUCUGUUGACUGAACACGUGAAAUUAAAAGGGUCUCCUACUGGGAUGUUUUGCGGGAGAUACUUGCUAUGGAUGUGCUGUACCAGAUGUGCAGUGUUUUUGUAGCCUUCCCUGAAGGCUGAGAAGAUAUGCAUCAGCAUCGUAUGGUUACCUAUGUGUUCAUUUAUUCACAGUAAAGUUGCUGGUGAGUAAUGAUACUUGAGUUUCUAAACCACUUUCAAUGCUUUCAAAAACCCUAUACUUGCCUGCUACCAAGCAGCAAACCCACAAGGCUGGUCACUGCUUAACAGCAGGGCUGUAGCACACCAUCUUACUCAGCCUAUGCUUCAAAUUUGGAACACUUCCUGAGAGCCCUUUUUAGCAUCUUCAUUUGUCUUCCAUGAUUAAAAUUCUCGGUUCUUGUAUUUUUAUGUUUUCCAGUCUCAAAAGUAGUUGCAACUUGCACUGCCUCUGCAUUUCUCAGUUUCACUACUUCUCUGACCCCUACUUAAGAAGAUAUUUGGCACAUCAGCUGAUGAAGUACAAGGCUGUCUUUGGUCUUGCAAAUCAAACUGCAGCAGAAUUUUCACUGAACACAGAUUGCACACAUGUCACCAGAAAAGUGGCUAUUGAGCUGGUAUGGGAAACCACUUCCCAAGAGGAGAGCGGCCUAUUUCCAGAAAGUCCAAGGGAGAACAUAGACACAUCUGCAAUCAGGGAGACUACACCUGGCAAGCAGCAUGCCAAGGCAUCUCCCUGAGUCAGACAUGCCUUGACAUUAGCACAUACUGCUGCUGUGACAAAAACAAGAGCCUGUGGCAGCAGUAGACAGGGAGAAGCUGAGUUCUGACUCACUCUCCUCUGCUGGCCUGGCCUGCAGCACCCUGGGUGGUGCCACUGCUGCUUCACUGGGUCACAUCCCUUUCCACCAAUGCUGGUACCUCCCCUCUCUCCACCUGUACUGGCAGCAGCUGCUGCUCUGUCUAUGCUAAGGCCAGCUUUGGGGCCAAACUUCACAAUGCUACCACUGCCCAGCAGGUACUUGUGAUCCAAAUAGUGGAAUUGCAGGCACUGGCCUUAGACCCCAACCAAGUCACACCAGGUGCAUAGUCCAACAGAGUAGAGCCUCCCAGGUGUGCCAAUAAACUCUGAAUACAAAGCC
Pogoniulus pusillus (Red-fronted tinkerbird) is the source of this 3932-nucleotide messenger RNA. RefSeq names its product transmembrane protein 185A (gene TMEM185A). NCBI's taxonomy places the organism in Eukaryota, Metazoa, Chordata, Aves, Piciformes, Lybiidae. Bases 47 to 1102 code for a protein of 351 amino acids. The record is from RefSeq and is a predicted model, not a curated record. The transcript is spliced from 7 exons.